AUGCUCUUCCUCAAGUCUAUCGUCUCUCUCGGAGCCCUCGUUGGCGUUGCUGUUGCCAGCCCCAUCGAGAGCCGCCAGUCUGCCACUCGCUGCGGCAGCACCAGCUACUCUGCUGCUCAGGUCAAGGCCGCUGCCAACGCCGCCUGCCAGUACUACCAGAAUGAUGACACCGCCGGUAGCUCGACUUACCCUCAUCAAUACAACAACCGAGAGGGCUUUGACUUUCCUGUGAACGGUCCCUACCAGGAGUUCCCUAUCCGAACCAGUGGUGUCUACACUGGAGGCUCUCCUGGUGCUGAUCGUGUCGUUAUCAACACCAACUGUCAAUUUGCCGGUGCCAUCACACACACUGGUGCCUCAGGAAACAACUUUGUCGGCUGCACGGGUACCAGCUAA
Fusarium pseudograminearum CS3096 is the source of this 396-nucleotide messenger RNA. RefSeq lists its product as uncharacterized. The record is from RefSeq and is a predicted model, not a curated record. Lineage: Eukaryota; Fungi; Ascomycota; Sordariomycetes; Hypocreales; Nectriaceae. The transcript has 3 exons. The coding region runs from base 1 to 396 and encodes 131 amino acids. Gene Ontology annotation, molecular function: RNA nuclease activity; RNA binding.